CUUCUUUCGCAUCUUGUGCUUACCUCAAUGGCCUUAAACGAGACGAUAACGACAACUGCCGUUAAUUUUACUUAGCGCAGCUGAGUGCCAUAAUGGCAACUACAGCCCCAUCUACGAGCGCUCAUAGAAGACCCACUUUCUCCUGCAUCCGAUGCGCUGAACGAAAAGUCAAGUGUGACAGACAGAGGCCAUGUGCUGGCUGUGUCAAGAGUAACGUCGAAUGCAUCUUUAACCCGAUGCAACCGCCGAAACAGAGAAACAAGCGCGUCAAGGUCAAGGUACUGACUGAUCGGUUGAGACAGUAUGAGGCUCUCCUUCAGGAAAAGGGCAUCAACCCUGGAAACCUUCCAGACCAAACGGAUAGCAGGCCGCAGUCGCAACCUCUCAUGCACAGUCUGCCCGAUCAACAAGAGCAGCAUGUCGUUCAAUUGCAGACGCCUUCGUCUCUUGAGUCUGACUCGUCUCCGUAUGACCUCCAGACCUCAACCGUUCGUGGCCAGGCACCUUUCAGGUUUGUGGAAAACAGUCUUUGGAAUAGAGUGGUUGAAGAAUCUCUCGACCCCGACAAUGAUUUAGAAGACUCAAGCGAUGUCAGCGAGGAGGAGUCGAUCAUCGAUAACUCCGGUUUUGCUCUUGUCAGAUCCGCCCAUUGCAGCGGCAAGCCUCGUCAUCCACCACUCGAGCGCCUGUAUCAGCUUUGGGAGAUUUUUGUCAGUAACGUGGAUCCGUUGACUAAGGUGGUACAUGUGCCUAGUCUACGCCCUAUGAUUGAAAAAGCUGCCAAAAACCUUGGAUUCAUACCGCGAACGCUCGAAGCUCUCAUGUUUGCUAUAUAUGGCUCCGCUAUCAUGUCAUUGAGUCAAGAGGAGUGUGAGCAACGUUUCGCCAAGUCGCGCGACCAUAUGCUUUCUCAGUACAUCUCAGCGACAGAAGCGGCAUUGUCUAGGGCGAGAGUAAUGGAUACUUCCAACCUCGUCGUUCUUCAGGCUUUGGUGAUACAUCUGAUCACAAUCCGCGAGAUCUAUGCGCCACGCGCGACCUGGACGCUUACCGGCGUAGCUGUUCGCAUCGCUCAAAGCAUGGGUCUCGAGCGCGACGGUCAAUAUCUCGGACUGUCUCCCUUCGAAACCGAAAUACGCCGACGUAUAUGGUUCCAGCUGAAAGCUCAUGACUCCCGAGCCGCGGAGUUGUGUGGUCUCGCAAAGUACCGAGAUCCUGACAUCGGCCCUGAACGAGCUGAAUGGCCUACCAACGUCAACGACGAUCAGCUGUAUCCUGGCAUGUCUGAGCUGCCCUCAGAAUUCAAUGGAAUGACAGAUGUUGUCUUCAUUGUAAUUAGAUGUGAGAUGGGAAAGUUCGCCGCGCCACGCAUUGCAGCAUUGCGGCAAGAAGGAAUGGACCCCAGGCAGAUGAACCUUGACCAUUCGGCAAAGAGCAAGACCGCACGUGAAAGCUUGAUCCAAGAGCUUGAGGAUACUAUCGAAACGAAACAUCUUCGCUACUGUGACCCGUCUCAGCCCUUGCAUCUUGUUGCAAUGGUGGUGGCCCGGUAUGGUCUCAAUGUAGCUCGCUUUCUGAUACAUCAUCCACGGAACUGGGGCACAUUCGAGAAAACACCUCUAGAGGAGCGAAAGAAGAUCUGGGGAGUUUGUCUCAAGCUUCUCGAGCAGCAAAUCAUGAUGCAGACCAACCCUGUCAUCAAGCGCUUUGCGUGGAGCGCGUCCUACUUUCGGCAGUGGCAUGCUCUGAUUCAUUUGCUAGAUACCCUUCGCGCUCAUCCCAACCUGAUCGAUACCGAUCGAGCUUGGCGACUCAUCAGCGAAACUUACGAUAACAAUCCCGACAUGCUCGAGGAUAUGAGAAAGCCAAUUCAUGCAGCUGUUGGCAACCUCUGCUUGAAGGCCUAUGACGAUAAUGAGGCACUGAUUCGCUCGAAAAAUGGUCGUUUAUGUUCGCCACCUGGAUUCAUAACACGUCUUCGUGACCAACGCGAUAGUGCGAGGUUGAGACGCCAGAAACGUACUGCAGGUAGCGGUCAUGCGGGUGCAUCUACUAAACAAGCCGAAGCUGAUAUUCACCGACUCGACGGCGGUGCCAUACCUGAUAAGCUCAAUGGGUUGGUGGAUUCAACGCACAAUUCUUUCCAGGCAUCGUUUGGAUCUAUGCAAGACACAAUGUUCGACAGCAACAAUCCUUUCACCUUCUUCAACGACGCUGAGGGCCCAGCUUUCGACGACAUGGGUUUGGACGGCGCCAACAGUUUUAUGGCUACCGACUACAUUAUGGACGAUACAUCGCUAGAGUUUAUAGACUGGAGCAAGUUGGAUAACUGGCUUGCUCAUGCUUCCUGACGGAGGUACACAAUCUAUCUAGCACUGCGCCCUAGUAGGAACACAGAGUACUGCUCUGUAACAUAAGAUGGCGAAGGCGGAGUGAAGAGAACAGUCACAUAAUAUGCUUACUUCUCUCGCUUAGGUCUUAGCCUAGAAACUUGCUCUUAACCUGCGUUCCGCCCGCAAAGGAAAGGACAAGAAUUAUUCUCUUUCUCCUACAUACAACUACCUUUAUUAACGUAGGAAUAUAGAGCUGUCCCCUACUAUUCUCUUGUAGUGUGAAGCAAGUACUAUUGCCUACAACUACCCCUUACA
This is a messenger RNA of Alternaria rosae, 2648 nucleotides long. RefSeq lists its product as uncharacterized. Gene Ontology annotation, biological process: regulation of DNA-templated transcription; DNA-templated transcription. Bases 93 to 2351 code for a protein of 752 amino acids. The record is from RefSeq and is a predicted model, not a curated record. Lineage: Eukaryota; Fungi; Ascomycota; Dothideomycetes; Pleosporales; Pleosporaceae. The transcript is spliced from 2 exons. Gene Ontology annotation, molecular function: DNA binding; zinc ion binding; DNA-binding transcription factor activity, RNA polymerase II-specific.